AUUCAGGCUAACCGUUGCUGUCCGCCAGUCAAUAGCAAUCGACACGCGUGUCAAGUUAGACGUUCAGUUCAGAAUCCAUAGAGUGAAAAUGGUCGUACCAAUUCCGGAAACGAAAGGAGUCGUUGGGAACAAAAAACGUAUUCGGAUCGAAACCAAUCGAAACAAUUUGCAGAUCGUGGGAAACCAGAACCGGAUAUUGGUCAAAGCGAACGAAGGAACACUGAAUGUCAUUGGAAAUUUGAACAAUGUGAAGAUCAUGCAGAACUACGGCAAGGUGAACUACGUUGGAAACGAAGGAUCGAUCUAUCUGAGCGAGAAGAGCAAAUCCAUGAAGGUCAACUACACGGGGAACAACGCCAAAAUCAGGAUCUGCGAUCACGAUCAGUUGUCGGAUCGGUUCCGUUAGAACAUGACAGUGUGCAUUGGUGUUCAAAACAGCAAUCGAAGAGACUGAAUUUACUUGCGUGUUGAACAAUAAAUAAGAUUGUGAUAAUUGAAGGGGAAACGGGAGGAAUAGCACAAGUGUCAAUUACAUGCCUUAGUUAACAGUGAAGUAAAUUAUUUAUUUAUAAAGGGUUGCGAAAAAAGUAAACUUUCCUGUAUGAAUCAUUGUUCCGUUUUAACAAUGUGUGAAAUCCGAAGAAGUGCGCUGAUUCCGCGCGAAUUAAGUCCUAGUUAGUGAUAGUUUUUCGCAUUUUCUCCCCAGCUAGCGAUGAAAAGCAAAAAGACUGAAUAGUUUAAGUGAUUGUUCCUAAGAACAUUUCGAAAUAUAACAAGAAAGUAUUACUGAUCAAAUCAGACUGACAUA
This is a messenger RNA of Topomyia yanbarensis, 808 nucleotides long. RefSeq lists its product as uncharacterized. The transcript has a single exon. The record is from RefSeq and is a predicted model, not a curated record. Bases 89 to 406 code for a protein of 105 amino acids. Lineage: Eukaryota; Metazoa; Arthropoda; Insecta; Diptera; Culicidae.